CCAAGCGCGGCAGGGUGUGAGCGGCGGAGGCGCCCGAGCUUGCGGGGCUGGCUGCGGCUUCCAGCUCCUCGACCAUGCGCCCCGCGCCUCGCGCGCCUGGGCUGCUCCAGCUGUUCCUGCUGCUGCUGCUGCGCCUGGGUCUCUCGCCGGCCAGCGGCCAGACUGGAGACGGCUGUGGUCACUCAGUUCUGACACCAUACAGUGGGACAUUGACCUCCAAGAACUACCCCGGCACCUAUCCCAACUUCACAUCCUGUGAGUGGAAGAUUCACGUGGCUUCGGGGAGCUAUCUCAGCCUGGCCUUUGGAGACAUGGACAUUGAAAGCUCAGAACUUUGCAGAUCGGGCUUCGUAUUGCUUUCUUCUCCGUCUGAUGGUUCCAGAUAUGGCCCAUACUGCAGUAACGCAAAUCCGCGACACAAGGUUUUAGUGAUGAACUCCAGCUCAGUAACCAUCUUGUUCAACAGCACAGUGCAUCGCUCAGGACGAGGUUUCCUGCUUUCUUAUGCCAGGGGCAACCAGUCAGAUUUGAUUUCCUGCUUGCAGAAGGGAAUCCAUUACAAUCAGGAACGGAUCAGAGUUUAUUGUCCUGCGGGCUGCAAAGGAGUACCAGGAGACAUCUGGGGCAACACAAACCAAGGCUACCGAGAUACAUCAGUGCUUUGCAAAGCUGCUGUCCAUGCCGGUGUAAUCUUGGAUGAGCAGGGUGGGGAGAUCACCUUGUCACGAGAGAAGGGGAUCACUCUCUACGAAUCAGCCUCUGCCAAUGGACUCUAUUCACAAAGGGGAUCCUUAUCUGAAAAGCGCCUCAUCUUCCAUAAAGACUGCAACAGUGCCCUGCAGGUUGCCAGCUUCAACGCUUCAUCCUACUGGCAUGAACAGAACGUCCUGGGGGAGAGUCAGGCCUGGGGAGCUGAGCAAGCCGCUUUUGGGGCCAAUGGGGGCUCCUGGGCAGCGGAUCAGAGUUCUGUCAGUGAAUGGCUGGAGAUAGACUUGGGCGGAAAGAGGAACAUCACAGGGAUUAUAACCAAGGGAUCUUCUCAUAACUAUGACUACUAUGUAAAAUCCUACCGAGUUCUCUUCAGCAGGGAUGGCAAGAACUGGAACAGCUACAAGUCCAACAGCGGCAAGGAAGAGACGGUCUUUGAAGGAAACAGUGACAGCCGCCAAGAAGUCUCCAAUGCCUUCAUCCCGCCCAUCUUGGCCCGCUACCUCCGCGUCGUCCCCCUGAGCUGGAACCAGAGGGUCGCCCUGAAAGUGGCGCUGUUGGGGUGCCAAGCAGCUCGCCCGAAAGCCCCGCAUCCCUAUAGCAACAGUGGAACUCACGACAGCACCAAGGAGCAACCCAUCCUAACCAACAGCCCUCCCGCUUUCACCUCAAUCCCUGGGAUCAUUAUCAAUAAAGAAAAAACAGGGCCUCCAUUACUGGUGAUGCUGUUGAUUGGAGGAUUUGUGCUAGUCUCUUCUGCCCUCUUGCUGCUGGUUUUCCUCUGUCGUAAGAAGAGAAAGACAGCAGUGGAUCAGAACUGUGGCCUCAUAAAAGGUUACCCAACCUCAGAGGCUAGCCAGGUAUGUUCAGGAGGAAGCCUCCAGCUCUCUGCCUCCGAAAUUGGCUCGUUCCUUGGAGCUGAGACGCCCGUAGAUUUCAGCAGAGCUCAGUCCCCAGAUUAUGCAGAGCCAGACGUGGUCCAGCUAAGCCCCAGCAGCCAGACUGCCCCCACCACCUUCAAGCCCGCCCUGGACGAAGGCUACACACUCCCCCUAGUGGUGAACCACUACGACGUGCCGGGCCAAUACCACGAGUACGCGGAGCCCUUGCCGCCCGAGCCUGAGUACGCCACGCCCUUCACCGAGCAGCCCGCAGUGCCGGAGGGCGACGCCUGCAGGAAGAACAUCUGUGUGGUCAAAGUCCUUCCAUCACCCCAGAGCCAGGCCGGGUCGCUGGCAUCACCGGGCUGCCCGGAGCCCCAGCUGCAAUACGACUUCCCCAGUCCGCGGCCGGCGGGGAAAGCGGAUAGCACAGCGGGUGACGUGGGCCUGACGGACGGCUCCGCGGAGGCUGGCGCCAUCUACAUGGAGCCUCAAGGCGAUCGGACCCUCAGCCCAAGGGGCGAAAUUCCUGCUGCCCAGGCAGCGACGUCUCCACAAGGCAGCUGCUUCCAGCUCCAGGACUCCGCCCUCACGCACAUCUAUCACGAGCCCCUGUGAGCCACACGGCAAGAGAUCCCGUGCCAGGGACGGCCCUUUCAGGAGGCGAGGGGAGGUGGUUGCCUCGAGUGGCGGGUUAUUGGGGCGCCCACAAGAUGCACCGCCCCUGCCACCGCCGUUGGAGCAGCUUUUCGUGACUGGCCUGACCCUCGCAAGCUUUCCAAGCAACCCCUCCCGUCACACUCCUGGUAAAGCUUGCAAGCAGCACAAGGAGAGAAGAGGAGGCUGCUGGCAACCUUGCCUCCUCCCCGCCAGUUUUGGAAGGGGGCUGUUCCCCCAGGGUCAUAGGGCAAGGCCGCCUUUGGUAUUUUGUCUCGGGCACCAUCAUACCGUUGGCUGACCCUUCUCUGUGUCCAAGAUCCUGUGCUUAGAAUGAGGCCGAAGAUCUCUGCACAGAGAAUGGAGGGUCUUCUAGCCGAGGCAUCCGCUUGGUCUCCCACCAGCAAAAGGAAACGUUUCUUAAAUGACUCGUGGUCUCGAUGCUCACCUUCUGGAAAGCUUUGGCCCUUUGAACUCUUGUGGGGUGUGGCUGGGAUGUCCAACUUUAACAAUUACCUCUGGGUCAUCCUCACUGGGACUUGAAGGAACCAUUAUGUCUGUGUCAGGGUGUCUGUAAUAAUAUAUUAUGUAUAUAAUUUUCUCUGACGUUA
Hemicordylus capensis (graceful crag lizard) is the source of this 2857-nucleotide messenger RNA. RefSeq names its product discoidin, CUB and LCCL domain-containing protein 1-like. The transcript has 15 exons. Lineage: Eukaryota; Metazoa; Chordata; Lepidosauria; Squamata; Cordylidae. Bases 75 to 2207 code for a protein of 710 amino acids. The record is from RefSeq and is a predicted model, not a curated record.